This is a messenger RNA of Lichtheimia ornata, 1707 nucleotides long. RefSeq lists its product as uncharacterized. The record is from RefSeq and is a predicted model, not a curated record. The coding region runs from base 1 to 1707 and encodes 568 amino acids. Gene Ontology annotation, molecular function: 5'-flap endonuclease activity. The transcript has 2 exons. Lineage: Eukaryota; Fungi; Mucoromycota; Mucoromycetes; Mucorales; Lichtheimiaceae.
AUGGGCGUAACAAAGCUAUGGGAAGUCAUUGACCCUGCGAAACGAUCCUACACGUUGGAGGAAAUCAGCGCCGAUCGUGCCAAUCGAGACAAUCGCCAUCAACUCUUUAUCGCCAUUGAUAUUGCGCUUUGGACUUACCAGGCCAAUUCGUCAAAAGGUGGAAAGCGACCUCAAUUGAGACUUAUCUUUUAUCGCUUUUGUCGACUCUUUGAACUUGGGAUUCGAGCUGUAUUUGUGUUUGAUGGACCCAACCGACCCACCUUUAAACGAGACCGUGAGAUCAGUACCAUACCUGCCAACAGCGAGUUUCGGCGAACCGUGAUAGCCCUUGCCAAACUAUUCAAUUUCUUUGUAUGGCAUGCCAAUGGAGAAGCUGAAGCCGAAUGUGCUGCCUUGGAACGUCUUGGAUUUGUGGAUAUGGUCAUGACCGGUGAUGUGGAUGCUUUUCUCUUUGGUGCUAAACGCUUGAUUCGACAAUGGCCAACCAAACGACAUUCCCCUGUACCUUGUUAUGACAUGGCGUGGAUCACCGAUACCACAGGACUCGAUCGCUCGGAUAUGAUCUUGAUUGCUCUUUUACGUGGAUCUGAUUAUCAUCAUGGAGGAGAACGUGUGGGUAUUCGUGUGGCAGAAGGAUUGGCGCGAUGCAAGAAACAUUUGCCUUUGAUGGAAGCCGUGCAACGCGCUAAACAAGACCAAUCGAAUGUUGAGGAAGACGCUAUUGAAUCAUUAUCACAGCAGCUGAUUGAAGAUCUACAAUAUGAACUUGCUCAUGGUAGUCAAGGACAUUUAUCAAUGCAGUAUUCGCAAAUCGACUUGGAUGAUGGCCAUUUCCCUGACAGACGUAUUCUUGACGAUUUUGUUCAUCCAGAAACACGCAUUGCCAACACAACAACACGCGACCUUGAGCAAUGGAUCAACAGCGAGAAUUCAGUGGAUUUAGCCGAGAUUGCUCAUUUCUGCAAAGUUGUAUUCGAAUGGCCACCCAAAUACCUUGUACGACGAUUCCAGAAUUUAUUGUUUCAUGCAUACCUAAACCAGCACCUACGCAACCUUGCCUCGACACCUAGUGAUGCAGUGGCAGAACCAAUGUCUUCGCAACAAAAACGACGCAAAAAAUCAGAGUCAUCCUCAUCCUCCUCACAACAAACGUACAUUCAAUCGCAAAUCGGCUCCUUCUUUGGUGUAUCGAAAGGAGGUUAUAAUGAUCGCAGCAUAAUGUCUUCGCAACCAAAGCCUGAUAUCCUCCAUAUACGUAAUCAAAAGGUCCUGGGGAAUGUAUUGUUAUACCACGUCGACUUUGACCUCCAUUUAUUGGAUGACUUUACCGCCACCAUCACGUCCAAGCUGGAACAUGCGGAUGAAAAAUAUGCCCAACUUUUGGAUCCUGAAUGUGCAUCACAAGGGAUGGAUGAUACCAAUGGUGCCAAUGGUGUUGAGGAGGAGCAGGAGGAUCAAGGUGAUACGAUCGAGCCAGAAAAGCUUUGUCGAAAGUGGAUGUUAGCGGAUCUCGUAGCCAUGGCAUUUCCCACUAUGGUAUCCAAAUUCAAGCAAACCGUUUCUUCAAAGCCAAAGUCCACACCCAAGAAACCUACUCGCAAAAAGUCUCCCAAGGACAAAGGCAAAGGCGUGCAAACCAAAUUGACUGAUUACAUUAUACCCAAAACAACAGCUAGUGAUACCGUGGUAGUUCUUGAUGAUGAUUAA